UAUGGUUUUGGGGACUGCUUUAGCUCGUUAUCACUACGAUGCAACACCAGAUGAAGCAGGCGGCACAAUCAUAACAAUGAAUGAAGGAGACGAAUUAUUAUUGCUUGAGAGGGAUAUGGGCGAUGGAUGGACUAGAGUUCGACAUAGAAUUUCUAAUGCAGAGGGCUUUGUUCCUACUAGCUAUUUGGACUGCAAAUGGUAUGGAUCUUCGACAUCACGUUAA
This is a messenger RNA of Meloidogyne enterolobii, 223 nucleotides long. The record is from the annotation of a GenBank genome assembly. Lineage: Eukaryota; Metazoa; Nematoda; Chromadorea; Rhabditida; Meloidogynidae.